AUGUGACAGCUGAGGCGGUAGGUGUAGCUAUUGCUGCACCUCCGUCAGAAGGGGAGGCAAAUGCAGAGCUGUGUCGCUACCUCUCUAAGGUGCUAGAAGUGAAGAAGAGUGAAGUUAUUUUAGAGAAGGGUGGUAAAUCACGUGAAAAAGUGGUGAAGAUUUUGAUAUCGAUGACACCAGAUGAGAUUUUAGAAAAACUGAAAAAAGAAGCUUCCAGCUGA
Molecule: messenger RNA, 221 nt
Organism: Phaethon lepturus (White-tailed tropicbird)
Lineage: Eukaryota; Metazoa; Chordata; Aves; Phaethontiformes; Phaethontidae
Product: chromosome unknown open reading frame, human C15orf40
Exons: 2
Cellular component (GO): cytoplasm
Source: RefSeq, a predicted model, not a curated record